UUAAUAAAAAUGUAUUUAAACAUAGUUAUGAAAUAGAAUAUGAACAUUAUAAUGUAUUCUAGUCCACUCUCUUCGGUUUCUUUGUUUCUUUUAGAUAUGAAUGAAAAAAUGCAUUUUACUGCUAUGAAGUUAUGAAGUUACUUAUUCUAGGAAUUUUGUCAUGCUGGUUGAAUUGUUUGGGGAUAUAUUAAAAGCGGUUACAUGGACGUUCAAAAUAUCUAAUAAGUUCUACAAAGUUCUGCAAAAAAUACAGAGGAACUAAUAUCAGUAUUAUAUGAUGUGUUCUAAUUAUUUUGAGAAGAUUACAUUUCAAGCUCGGCAACUUGACGAUGGUAUUGAAAAAUUAACUGAGACAUGGAGACGGCCACAAGUUAUAAUCGGACGCUUUGCAGAAUGUACCGAAGAAACAAAUUCUCACAUUGAAGCAGUAUGGAAUAUUAUAAAAAAUACACAGGGGGGAAUACAGAAAAUUUUAUCAGAAAGGAAAGAAUUCGAAUCACUGAAUUCAGUAUCUAUGGAACAGUUUCUCAAAGAAACAAAACAGACAUAUGAAUUAUUAAAAGAACAGAGUGAUAGCUUGGAGACUGUCUUAGCAGAAUAUGGUUAUCAUUAUGAAAAUGACUCUUCAAAAAAAAUAAGUAUGAAUAAUAGCAGCAUGUCUAAUGAGUACAUAUCAAAUGACAUGAAACAUUUACAAGUUGAAGUUACUCCCAAUAUUGAUUCGCAUUACAAAGCAAAACGAGAGUAUUUAACAACACUGUCAUCAAAUGGCAGUUAUAUAUCACAAUCACUGGCAACACCUGUAGAUAAUAAUUUAACAUUAUUCUCAGCAAGUACUCCUAUGACUAAUAAGGAUUAUACGUGUACUUCAUUUAGAGAACGCCCAGAAGAACCAAUUUAUUCUACACACUUUUACAACAUACUCAAGAAAUGAAUUUAAGAGUGGUGUGUUCUUUACAUUACACUCUGUACAAUCUAUAAAUAAUUCUAUAUAUUUUUUAUAAACAUUUUUAUAAAUUCAUUUGUUAAAUAUUUUUACUUAAUAUACUAAUAUACCAUAAUAUAACCAUAAUAUACUGAUAUACCAUAUUUUAAUAUAACCGUAAAUUAAGAUUCAUCAAAAAUGUGUAAUAACUUUAUAAACUUAAAAGAUGUAACAAAAUUUAAAAAUAGAAAGAGAAUUAGCUAUAACUAGAACAAGAUAUGUAAUUAGAAUUCCAUUGCAAAUUAUAGGAUAAGAAUAUGUGCAUACAAGUCUGUUCUCACAUAUUCAAAGCGUGAUUAAACUGUACAUAAAUUAAUUUAGAAAAUUCUAACUCUAGUGUUUCUGGUAAUAUUUUUUAGAUGUACUGAUAAUAUAUUUAUUUAUUACAAAUGGUUUAGUAUAUAACAGUAUAUGUUGUAUCACAUUGCGAGUUCUACAGUAUAUGAUCAUAUAUUAUGCAAAUUAGUAGUAAAAUUUUGAUAUGAACAAUAUAAUGUACAACAUAUUAUAUAUUAAAUUCUUGUACGUACGUAACAAUUGAUACAAAAAAAGCAACUGUACCAUUUAUUCUAAUAGAAUUUUUGUUAAAAAAAGUUACAUAUUCGUUUUUCUAACUUUACUUUAAAUAUCACACUAUUAUAAAACCACUUCACAGACUUCAAUGAAAUGCUCAAAUACAAAACAGAUUAAAAA
Molecule: messenger RNA, 1678 nt
Organism: Hylaeus anthracinus
Lineage: Eukaryota; Metazoa; Arthropoda; Insecta; Hymenoptera; Colletidae
Exons: 3
Coding region: 275-934 (219 amino acids)
Source: RefSeq, a predicted model, not a curated record